This is a messenger RNA of Episyrphus balteatus (marmalade hoverfly), 448 nucleotides long. It is a transcript of the gene RpS29, whose product is annotated as 40S ribosomal protein S29. The transcript is spliced from 3 exons. The coding region runs from base 80 to 250 and encodes 56 amino acids. Gene Ontology annotation, biological process: translation. NCBI's taxonomy places the organism in Eukaryota, Metazoa, Arthropoda, Insecta, Diptera, Syrphidae. Gene Ontology annotation, cellular component: cytosolic small ribosomal subunit; ribosome. The record is from RefSeq and is a predicted model, not a curated record. Gene Ontology annotation, molecular function: zinc ion binding; structural constituent of ribosome.
UAAACAAAAUUUUUUCACCACAUCAUUGACGGUCGGCCAUUUUUGCUCUCUUUUGAUUUUCUGAAGUAAACCAGCCAACAUGGGUUUUGCAAAUCUCUGGUAUUCCCAUCCACGAAAAUACGGACAAGGCUCUCGUUGCUGCCGGUCAUGCUCUAACCGCCACGGUCUCAUCCGCAAAUACGGUCUGAAUAUCUGCCGUCAGUGCUUCAGGGAGUACGCCAACGAUAUUGGCUUCAAGAAGCUCGAUUAGUCAUUCCCUUUGGAAGAAAAAGGGGGUACACACAUCCAAGCACUUUCUCAUCUGACAGAUUAAAUAAGAAACAACUUAAAUGUGUUUUUAGUUUUUUAAAAGAUAUUCUGUGACUAUUUUUCCACAAAUUAAAAUGCAUCUAAAUCUUAUUUAAGCUCUCAGGCGAAUAAAAAAAAUAUAACAAGAUCUAAAAAGAAA